Xenopus tropicalis (tropical clawed frog) is the source of this 1215-nucleotide messenger RNA. RefSeq names its product ecto-ADP-ribosyltransferase 5-like. The record is from RefSeq and is a predicted model, not a curated record. Gene Ontology annotation, molecular function: NAD+-protein-arginine ADP-ribosyltransferase activity. NCBI's taxonomy places the organism in Eukaryota, Metazoa, Chordata, Amphibia, Anura, Pipidae. The coding region runs from base 44 to 1114 and encodes 356 amino acids. The transcript is spliced from 4 exons.
CCCCCUUAUAUAUUUAUAUAUAGUGACCCCCCCAGGACAUGUGAUGGGGGAGUUGCACAUAGUCGGGCCCCAGAGCAGCACUGAGUCUCCUGUCGGUAACUGCCCCUUGGGGGGGAGGAGCUUUAGUUAUUCCUAUUUAUUUGCCCUAUUUCAUUCUGUACUGGGUUUCCAUUGUUAUCAGAUUCCCAACAACCAUUGGCCAACCAGGAUGGAUCAUCUGAGAAGGAUGUGGCCAAUCAUUUGCCUCCUAAACCUGCCAAUAACAGCACAGGCAGAGUGGGAGGAGCCCCGGGACCCGGCGGGCGAGGCCUUUGAUGACCAGUACCUUGGCUGUAGGACCCAAAUGGACCUUCUGAUGGAUGAGAUCCUGGAGGCUGAGAAGUCUGAGAAUAAAUUGCUCCGGAGAGCGUGGAGAGAAGCAGAGAACGUAUGGAACCAGCAGAAGAAGAGGAAGGUUCUGUUGGACCUGCCGGACGGGUUUCGGGACAGUCAUGGAGUUGCCCUGGUGGCAUAUUCUGGAUUUAUUAAAACCUACUUUAAUGCGGCUGUAAGCUCUGCAGGCGAGUCCCAUCAGUUCUACAUGGAGCGGUUCCGCUACAAGUCCCUCCAUUUCUACCUGACUGUGGCUGUGCAGCUCCUGUCUGGGGGGUGCAAACGGGUCAGGACCGUAUUCUCUGGAACCGAUUCGGCCCAUUCCGCCCCCAACGCCACAGCCCAAUGCGCCAGGUUUGGCCACUUUCUCUCUGGCUACACCGAGAGGCAACAAGCAGCCGCCUUUGCAACCGGAACCGUCUUUACUAUCCGGAGCUGCUACGGGGUCCAAUUGGAACGGUUCUCCCAGUUCCCCCAGGAAGGAGAGGUUCUGGUCCCAGGGUACGAGUUGUUCCGUGUGUCCCAGUCUAAGGAGCCUAAUGAGUUUACUUUCACAAGUUCUAGGAGAACCUUCAGCAACUUCAACUGUGCCUUAAUUGGAGACAGGAAGUCCCCCCUGAACCCGCCAGAGCAAUGCUCCUCCUCUUCCUCCUCCUCCAUCUCCUCCGGUACAACGGGAAGGAUCCUCCGUGCAACUACAACUCUCCUCAUCCUGAGUCUCUGCGCUGUGCCCUGGGUAUAGAGCCCCCCUGCGCCCUGGGUAUAGAGCCCCCCUGCGCCCUGGGUAUAGAGCCCCCCCGCGCCCUGGGUAUAGAGCCCCCUCCGCGCCCUGGGUAUAGAGCC